Molecule: messenger RNA, 4131 nt
Organism: Pimephales promelas (fathead minnow)
Lineage: Eukaryota; Metazoa; Chordata; Actinopteri; Cypriniformes; Leuciscidae
Gene: spon1b
Product: spondin 1b
Biological process (GO): cell adhesion
Cellular component (GO): extracellular matrix
Source: RefSeq, a predicted model, not a curated record
ACCAUAACAGACGAAGGAGUUCCCAAAAUCAUCCUCCAUGUCUCCUUAGUGCGCAGCUCCCUGUGAUUCUUUUCUCUGCUGCUACUGCAGCUCGCGGCUGUUCAAACAUCUCUCUCUCCUCACACAGCGUCUCAAAAAGAAUGUCAGCCGUCUAUGUCUAGGUUUUGUUUAAAGUCUGAAUCUUUUCUCUUUAAGUCUGAGCCCGGUUAUCAAGGAGACCAUAUAGGUAUUUCUCAGUGUGAAUAUCCUUUGAGUAAAGUCAACAUCUGAGUCUUCUGUCUCCGCGCUCGCCAAUCUCGCGCAUAGCGGACACGGGACUAUCAACCGUCCGCUAUCUCCUCAGUGGGAAUGGAUACGGUGUCUUUGCUCUUUUUUUAUUCGUGAAUGGACCCCAAAAUAGACAAGUCUGGUCGAUUUAUGUGUCCGUUUGCUUUGACAGUCUUUUCCAGUUCUUUGACGGCGUUUACUUGCUGGUACUAGAUUGCAAACUUGUGUUUGGACAGCCAAAGAAGGGGAAAUGAUGGACAAAGACGGGCUGGUUGUGCUGUUGGUUUUCUUAAAUGUCUUUUUCGUCCACACGGAUGCGUUCAGAAGAGGUACCACAGAGAGACAGUCGAGGUCCGAGGGUGGUUUCUGUCGGAUCUUGCGGACGCAGACGCGGGGCGCUCGGAGAGAACACAACGAGUUUCGCCUCAGAGUUGAAGGAGACCCAGAAACUUACCAACCCGGGAGCACUUACAGAGUCAGUUUGUAUGCCUCCAGCCCAUCUUACUUUCGUGGCUUUACCCUCAUUGCUCUGAAAGAAGGAAGGGAGGGCGUCACUCCUGACGAUUACGCCGGCACUUUCAAGAUAAUCGAUGAAAGUGACACGCAGUUCAUGACUAACUGCCCUCCGGCUGUCACAGAGAGCAUUCCCAGAAGACGCACAAGGACACAGGUGUUCUGGACAGCGCCACCUUCUGGCAGUGGCUGUGUCACUCUCAAGGCCAGUGUUGUGCAGCGAAGAAUCAUUUUCUUCCAAGAUGAGGGCUCACUUACCAAAAGACUGUGCGAGAAAGAUCCAGUUGAGACCACUGAAAAACCCAUUCAAGAAUGCUGUGCUUGUGGAACAGCCAAGUAUCGAGUCACUUUCUAUGGAAACUGGUCUGAGAAGGUGCAUCCCAAAGACUACCCAAGACGUGCUAAUCAUUGGUCGGCUCUCAUUGGUGCUUCUCACUCAAGAAACUACGUGUUGUGGGAGUACGGAGGUUUCGCCAGUGAAGGAGUCAAGCAGGUGGCUGAAUAUGGAUCACCCGUCAAAAUGGAGGAGGAGAUUCGACAAAAGGGUGAUGAUGUUAUGACAGUUAUCAAAACCAAAGCCCAGUGGCCCGCCUGGCAGCCUCUUAACGUGCGUUCCGCCCCCUCGGCUGAGUUCUCUGUGGAUCGAGCCCGUCAUCUCAUGUCAUUCCUGACCAUGUUGGGCCCCAGCCCUGACUGGAACGUGGGAUUGCCUGGGGAGGACCUCUGCACCAGGGAUUGUGGCUGGGUCCAGAAAGUGGUGAAGGAUCUGGUGCCGUGGGACGCCGGUACUGACAGUGGGGUCACUUAUGAGUCUCCCAAUAAACCCAGCAAUCCCCAGGAGCGGAUUCGACCCCUCACCAGUUUGGAUCACCCACAGAGUCCCUUUUAUGACCCUUCCGGUGGCCCCCUGGCACCCCUCGCCCAAGUGGUAGUGGAGAGAAUCGCAAGAAAGGGAGAGCAGUGCAAUACCGUACCCGACACCAUAGACGAUAUCGUCGCUGAUAUUGCUCAGGAGGAGAAGGAGGAAGGAGACAACACUCCAGAGACGUGCAUCUACUCUAACUGGUCUCCGUGGUCGGCCUGUAGCUCCUCCACGUGCGAUAAGGGUCGGAGGAUGAGGCAGAGGAUGCUAAAAGCACAGUUGGACCCCUUCAUGCCCUGCCUGCACACCCAAGAUUUUGAACCCUGCAUGGGGCCGGGCUGCAGCGAGGAGGAGGCGUCCACAUGUAUGAUGUCAGAGUGGAUCAGCUGGUCCCCUUGCACUGCCUCGUGUGGCAUGGGCAUGAGGUCCAGAGAGAGAUAUGUCAAGCAGUUCCCAGAGGACGGCUCCAGCUGUACACUGCCAACCGAGGAGACCGAGAAGUGCACAGUCAACGAGGACUGUUCACCCAGCAGCUGUGUGGUGACCGAGUGGGGCGAGUGGGAGCCCUGCAGCGUGAGCUGUGGAGUGGGGAUGAGGAGGAGAGAGCGCAUGAUGAAGAUGGAAGCCUCAGAUGGCUCUCCGUGUCGAGCGCAGCUGGCGGAGGCAGAGAAGUGCAUGAUGCCUGAGUGCAACACAGUGGUGUGUAUGGUGUCUCCGUGGUCAGACUGGGGAGAAUGUAGUGUGUCCUGCGGUGUGGGCAUGCGUUCCCGUCAGCGAAUGCUGAAGACGCCCGUAGAGCCCAGCCUGUGCCCAGAUGAGCUCGAGCAGGUUGAGAAGUGCAUGUUUCCUGAAUGCCCCACGGACUGCAUGCUGUCGGAGUGGUCAGCUUGGUCUGAGUGCAAUAAGUCUUGCGGGAAGGGUCACAUGAUCCGCUCACGAAUGGUCAAGCUAGAGCCUCAGUUCGGGGGCCUGCCGUGCCCCGAGACGGUCCAGAGGAAGAAAUGCAAGAUCCGCAAGUGCACGAGAGGCUCCCGUGCCAGCGACAAGAGAAAGAGACAGGAAGCUCCAGACAGGAGGAGAGGAAAACAGAGCAGGGAGUCUGUGGCAGAGGAGAGCUCAGCCUGUCCGAUACGCCCGUGGUCCAGCUGGACGGAGUGUACCAAGCCGUGUGGCGGGGGGAUGCAAGAACGCGUGAUGAACGUAAAGAAGAAGGGCAAAUCCUCACAGCCCAACCACUGCAAAAACAAGAGGGAGAUUCGCGCAUGCAAUGUACACCCAUGCUAAGAGUGACACUCUAUCACUGUAACACACACACACACACACACACACACACACACACACACCCCAACACACACAGACUCAGCCCUUAAAGAGGCUGAAUAGGGCAGAAACAGCGUAGUUUUAACCCAGGGUUUCCAGAAGCGGGACCGGCGAGGGAUGUGUGUUCCAGUUACUGCUUGUAGGAUUUUAGAGUAACACACACGUGGACCAGGCCUGUUAUCCGUGAUUAGUUUUAGAUGCCUUCUUAGCGGGCAUAUAUACUGUAUCAAUGUAUAACCAACACUUUUCAGUACCAACUUCACUAAAAACAUCAGUGUGCACUUCUUUUUUAAACAAUAAUCACAUUUUCCUUCCAUUCGUUAUGCACAACCACCUUCUUUUGGGGUAAAGGUCAGAGGUCAAAACAGAUAUGUAGCAUCCGAAAUCGCAUCUGAAAUCGCGUUCCUUGUAGUAGAAAAUGUUUGUCACACUUUGGAAAAACUGGUCACUGAAAAUGGUUCUUCUGUGACAUUGUUGUAAAAACCUAAUUUUUUAAGAGUGUACUUGUUCAAAAUAAGUAGCUACUCAAGGGAGAAUGCGAUUUCAGACACAGCUAUGGUUUACUGCAUCCAAUAAAGCAUUUUGGAUGCAAUCUCAUAAUGGUUUAUAAAGAAAAAACAGGGAGUUUACCGCAUGCAUUUCAGUUUCCCAGGCCGCCUCUAUUGAGUGAUGUCAAGGUGGGUCACCCAUAAUCGAUGCCCAAUUGAUUCGGACGGCAAGUGUUUGGUGAGGACGGAGGAUUUUGGUAAAUGCAGGCUUAGGGAGAUGCACUGGCCGGCCUAUGGAUCGUUUAACGUUAUAUUACUGAACUAAAAAGCACAGGUAAAAUAACCAUUCGACUUUUUUUAGUUUUGUUUUAUAAAUCGUGAUAUAUUAACUUGGAGAUGAAAAUAGAUUGUGUCUUUUCAUUGCAUUAGAUGUAUAAGAGGCAAAUGUGAAAUAUUAACUCAACUGUAGGGACAGAGAGCAUUUAAAUUAGACAUUUUCUUACUUUUAUUGUGGAAUUUUUGGUAUAUUUAGCUUCAAAAAGUCUCACCAAAGUCAAGUGUGGAUUUUCUUGAUUUCUCUCUCGCUCACUCUCUCCUCUAUUUUUUCAUUUCACUCAUCCCUUCUUCUGCAAUAUUCUGCUAUUUUGGAAUAAAUCUUUACAAUAAAAGUUUAUGUGACUA